AUUGGGAUAUUCACAUUGUACAGAAACAGAGGUUAUUGAAUCCCUGGGAAUUAUUAUUUAUAAAGCAUUGGACUAUGGCUUGAAGGAAAAUGAAGAGAGGGAGCUGAGCCCUCCUCUAGAGCAGCUCAUCGACCAAAUGGCCAACACUGUGGAGGCUGAUGGUAACCACGAUGAGGGAUAUGAGGCUGCAGAUGAAGGCCCUGAGGAUGAAGAUGGAGAAAAGAGAAACAUCUCAGCUAUUCGGUCCUAUCAAGAUGUCAUGAAGAUAUGUGCCGCUCAUCUCCCAGCUGAGUCGGAGGCACCAAAUCAUUAUCAGGCAGUAUGUCGAGCACUGUUUGCAGAAACCAUGGAACUGCAUACAUUUCUGACCAAAAUUAAGAGUGCGAAGGAGAAUCUUAAGAAGAUUCAAGAAAUGGAAAAGACUGAUGAAUCUAGCACAGAUCUGGAGGACCUGAAAAAUGCAGACUGGGCACGAUUCUGGGUACAGGUGAUGCGGGAUUUGCGAAAUGGGGUCAAACUUAAGAAGGUCCAACAGCGGCAGUACAACCCGUUGCCCAUUGAGUACCAGCUUACCCCUUAUGAGAUGCUCAUGGAUGACAUUCGAAGCAAAAGAUACACCUUGAGGAAAGUAAUGGUCAAUGGUGACAUUCCCCCUCGGUUAAGAAAGAGUGCUCAUGAGAUCAUCCUUGACUUCAUCAGAUCAAGACCUCCUUUAAAUCCAGCAUCAGCCAGGAAAUUGAAACCAACCCCACCCCGACCACGAAGCCUCCAUGAAAGAAUAUUAGAAGAAAUUAAAGCAGAAAGAAAGCUGCGGCCUGUGUCACCAGAAGAAAUUAGGCGGAGCAGACUAGCAAUGCGGCCACUUAGCAUGUCUCACAGUUUUGACUUGUCAGACGUCACUACCCCAGAAUCUCCAAAGAAUGUUGGGGAAUCAUCAUUGGCGAAUGGAAGCUUAACAUCUCAAACAAAGGAAAAUGGACUGAGCGCUGCCCAGCCCGGGCCUGCGCAGCGGAAGAAACUGCUCAAAGCUCCAACCCUGGCUGAGCUGGACAGCUCUGACUCUGAGGAGGAAACUCUGCACAAGUCAACCAGCAGCAGCAGUGCAUCUCCCUCCCUCUAUGAGGACCCAGUAUUGGAGGCCAUGUGCGCAAGAAAGAAGCCUCCAAAAUUCUUGCCUAUCUCGUCAACACCCCAGCCAGAGAGACGGCAACCACCCCAGAGGCGCCAUUCCAUUGAAAAGGAAACACCUACCAACGUGAGGCAGUUUCUGCCACCAUCCAGGCAGAGCUCGCGCUCUCUUGUCCCUAGGAUAACCAGUGUAUGGCCAAGGACGCCUUUCCGACCGCUUUUCUCUACCAUACAAACAGCUUCUCUGCUGAGCUCUCAUCCUUUUGAAGCAGCCAUGUUUGGGGUAGCAGGGGCUAUGUAUUAUCUGUUUGAGAGAGCUUUUACCAGCAGGUGGAAACCCUCAAAGGAGGAAUUCUGCUACCCAGUGGAGUGCCUUGCUCUCACCGUGGAGGAAGUGAUGCACAUCCGUCAGGUCCUGGUGAAGGCUGAGCUGGAAAAGUACCAACAGUAUAAGGAUGUCUACACUGCCCUGAAAAAAGGAAAGCUCUGCUUCUGUUGCCGAACCCGGAGGUUUUCCUUCUUCACGUGGUCUUACACCUGUCAGUUCUGUAAGAGGCCCGUGUGCUCACAGUGUUGCAAAAAGAUGCGGCUGCCCUCCAAGCCAUAUUCCACUCUACCUAUCUUCUCGUUGGGACCUUCUGCCUUGCAAAGGGGGGAAAGUUGUACGAGGUCAGAAAAAUCCUCCACUGGUCACCAUAGGCCACUUCGGAGUAUCGCCAGGUUUUCCUCAAAAUCAAGGUCGGUGGACAAAUCAGAUGAAGAACUCCAGUUCCCUAAAGAAUUGAUGGAGGACUGGAGCACAAUGGAGGUCUGUGUAGACUGCAAAAAGUUCAUCUCUGAAAUCAUCAGCUCGAGCCGGCGCAGCCUGCUGCUGGCCAACAAAAGAGCCCGGUUGAAAAGGAAGACGCAGUCUUUCUACAUGUCCUCAGCGGGCCCCUCGGAGUACUGCCCCUCCGAAAGGACUAUCAAUGAGAUCUGAGCCCUGUGCCUUCCCCUUGCGUUUGUGUCCAGGGCAGCCUCGGUGCAGCCAUGCUGCAGGACUCUUCCCAGGGGUUUUCCUUAGCAGGCUCCAUCCGCAUCAGGUCAGGCUGUGCUGCACCUUGUGGCACUGACGCAAGGCUGUGUUCAUAUCUGUUGAUGGUACGAGGCAGGUCAGCCAGCUGUUCAUUUGCACUCAGAAAGCCUAAAACUUGAUUGUGUGUGUGAAUAGGGAAGCCAGACACUUCCUUAGUUCCGCUCCUCGAUGUUCUUCAGAUAAUUUCCUGACUAAGGCAAAAAGCUUCUUGUGUGUGAAGUCGGUCUGACAGAGUGUUGAUGUUAGCACAGUUCUAAGCAGUAAGUCAUAUUGGCAUUCCACUUGACAGUGUUCCUAUCCAUGUACAUAAUGGUCCAAAGCCCUGCCACACUCCGGCUCCCUGGGGUGGGCCAGGGUGGCUGUUCUCUCACAGCACAAACCUAGAAGGCCUUGCUCAUACUCUCCUCCUUUGGGGCUCUGGCUGCAUCCAGCGCAGAACAUCCAAGUGAGCCAUACAGGUGGCCACUUCUGUGAGUUGCUGGGUCUGCCCAGCUAUCAUGCCUCAGUGUCUCCCGAGCUGCUAACAGGCCUCCAUUCCCUGUUGUGAAUGUAUUAGGUUCUGAAUAGUUUUAUAAUACACAUUUGAGAAUUAAAAUUUUGUGGACGUUUGAGGAAAAAAGAAGACUAAAAUUUUGUCAAGCAGCUUAGUGUGUUGGUGAACUGUGACAGGUGUGGCUGCAGAGGGUGCCACAGAGAGGAGCCGCAGCUCAGACGGUUUCAGCAACAUUUUCCAUAAGUUUAUAGCGUGACCAUCAUGACUCAAUUAACCACAGUUUGGUACCUGAGACUCAAACUGAAGAUUAUUUUUAUAAAUGAAUUUAAAAAAAAAAAUCCUGACUCUUUAAAACUUCAAGAAAAUGAGCCUGCUGCCAUGCAUAAUUUUUGGAUGCUUUUGCACUAGUUGUCUUAUGAAUGCUCCUGAGCGUCUGAGCAAGGGCCGUUGGCAGGUAGUGUGGGUUCCUGUGACUCAAGCCAUUGUCUGUCCCUCGUUCCCAUAUGCUUAGAAAUAGCCAGGCAAUCAGAUUGCCACUAACGUCUGGAAAAUCAGUUAAGGCACAUGCACAGUAAUUCCUAAAAGCUAUUAAAAACGCUCUCAUAGUCACCAAACCGAUGGCAGCUCCAUUUAAUAAAGGGCAUGACAAUUGCAUUUCAUGCCAACAUCAAGGUAAAAUAACAUUUCUACAUUAAAUUGACAGCGACACCUCAGAAAUGCUCCCGUAGUCAUUUCUAAUGCAUUGAAAUUUAUAGUUUAGUAAAUGGCUUUAAAUUACUUAAAACUAACAAAAUAAACUUUACCAGUUGUCUAAAGUCAUGCAUGUUAGUAGUUCCUCUGUACUGCAUGUAGAAGUGGGCCACCAGAAUACCCUUACCAACUGCAUUCCAGCUGUUUUAAGACUGUUGUUUAAGAGCUAUAAGAAUUGCAUUGUGUGAAUCCCAGUUACAUAGUUUUCCCUGAGACCACUUGAACUUUACACGCUCUGGCCCCAGGCAUAAAUUCUUAAAAAAGCGGGGAGGAUGUCCUCCUGGAAGGGAGCAAGGAAGAAGGUACCUGUGUAGGUGUAUAAGCAUGCAUGUAGGGUGACCUGCUUCUGUAAAGCAGUGACUAACUAGUGUGUGACUUCCCACAGGAGACACUGAGUCCCAUUCACAUUCCCAAAUCAAUGACCUAGUAAAUCUCAUGGCUAUGACUUCAUUCCUUCAGGAUUAUGGUGCUGUGCAUAGUAAUUUGGGCAUCGUGAGCACUUUUCCUAGAGCAUCAGGAUGUAAAUCUUUCAGCACAUUAAUGGGAUUUACCAAGUGUGUGAAAAGAGUUCAAGUGUAUGCCAUGCUCAGUGAAACAACCUGCGAAGAAGUGGUGGGAAAAAAUGGCACAUGACAAGGUUGAGCUGGUAGAAUAAAAUUACUGCUGUUUGAGGAACACCAAAAUAAAUGUGUGUUUAGCUCUACCUUGUCUACAAGACAGACGCCCCUCCCCAGCUCUCGUUAAUCUAGGAUCCCAUUGGCUAAGCACUCCAGAGCUGGCUCAACUUGUGCUCAGCUUGCAUGUCAGUCCUAGCUGCCAGUAAUCAGCUUCCUGCCCUCUGGGAACCACACAUGCGGCCAUUCACCCUGCUUUCCUGCUGCGCUGCUGCUUUAGUUCAGCAGUUGUUUCUGGCUGACCCCAGAGUCCAAUGCAUCUCCUGAACACAUCUGGAUGUUGUCCCUCUUGACCCCGCUAGGUAUGAGCACCAGUUCCAUUGGUCCCACAGACCAUGAGGUCAGAGUAUGUAAGAAUGUUUGUAAAUAUUGUAACAUAUCCAUUAAUAUUUAAAAGGCAUUUGUUAUUGGCAAUGGGAAUUAGUUCUCCCAAGACAAGUAAAAAUUAAAUAAUUGAUUUGUACAUUGACUUAAUUACUAGAUUUCAAGUCUCAGUCCUUUCAAAUUAAACCAGAAAGUUGUUUUUACAGUCGUUCUAAAAACAAUCUGUGUUGAAGAGAUGUGUGGUGCUAUGUGUAGUACCAUGAACUCAACACUGCAAAGUUUGUAAGGUUUUUACUUUUCUAACUGCUAAUAGAGGACUGAAGUUUAGGGAAAUAUAGGAAACAUAAAAGUUUUGAAUUACAUUGCUGUUUGUUAAAAUAAAACAAAAAAUUUACACAUUGAA
Messenger RNA from Microtus ochrogaster (prairie vole), 4847 nucleotides. RefSeq names its product spire type actin nucleation factor 1 (gene Spire1). The transcript is spliced from 17 exons. The record is from RefSeq and is a predicted model, not a curated record. Lineage: Eukaryota; Metazoa; Chordata; Mammalia; Rodentia; Cricetidae. Gene Ontology annotation, biological process: actin filament network formation; establishment of meiotic spindle localization; cleavage furrow formation. Gene Ontology annotation, molecular function: actin binding; microtubule binding. Gene Ontology annotation, cellular component: cell cortex; cytoplasmic vesicle membrane. The coding region runs from base 137 to 2107 and encodes 656 amino acids.